Colias croceus (clouded yellow) is the source of this 1846-nucleotide messenger RNA. RefSeq lists its product as uncharacterized. NCBI's taxonomy places the organism in Eukaryota, Metazoa, Arthropoda, Insecta, Lepidoptera, Pieridae. The coding region runs from base 526 to 1326 and encodes 266 amino acids. The transcript has 2 exons. The record is from RefSeq and is a predicted model, not a curated record.
UAGCGUCUGUCCAACUGUCAAUACUGUACUCGUCAAUAAAUAUAAUUUUAAAAUUGCUUAAGUGAUCUAAAACUAAGUGAAACCAUCUAAAACGUAACUACUGUAUAAACUUCUUCGAAUCAUUAUAAAUAACAAAGUGCACAAACAAUACAAUUUAUAAAAACCGACUUGUCAAUACCUACUCACUCGGAACCCGUUAGAAAACAUAGAAUCCAUCAUUAUUAAAGUGCAAAUAACUAGUGUGUACGAUAAAAAGGAACCCGAAAACACCAUAACAGUACGUAAACAAAAACAUUUGAAAUUAUAACCCCAAAAGUAAUUAGUAAACAUAUGACGAUAAUAUUAAUCAUCGAUCAAAGUACAUAGCAGCACCAUCUAUUACAACACAUUAGAACUCCUUAGUCGAAUUGUUCCACGCCAUCUAUCAAAAGUAGCGACACCACUUAGUCCGCUCGAUCCGAUCAAUUGAAGAUAAAAUAAGAAGUUCUCACCUUAUCUCAUAGAGAGCGCUGAAAUAAAAAAGAUAUGGAGGAAAUAAAAAAUAUGUUAAUAAACAUGCAGCAAGAUUUAAAACAACAAAAACAAGACAUGUUAGAAAUGAAGGAAGAUAUUAAAUGCACUAUAAUCAAUAGUUUCAACGAAAAAUUUAACAACUUGGAAAUAAAAAAUGAACUUUUGGAGAAAAAAAUUGAAGAUCAAUCAAAAACAGUAAGCAACCUAGAAAGACAGUUAAGACGCAAAAAUUUAGUCUUAUUUGGCGUAGAAGAGGAAGAAAAAUCAUACGAAGAACUCGAAAUAAUAGUAAUGAACAUAAUAAAUACAUAUAUAAGAAUCUCAUGCGACACUAACAACAUCGAAGCUGUUAGAAGACUAGGAAAAAAGGGGGAGAAAGUAAGACCGAUAGUUAUAACAUUCAACACAUUGGGAUUUAAACUAAAAGUACAGAAAAAUAAACAUUACUUACAAAAUACCUCAUACUAUUUAAAAGAAGACUACCCAAUCGAAAUUUUAAAUAAACGUAAAGAACUACAAGCUCAAGUACAGAAAGAAAAAGAUGCAGGCAAAAUCGCUUUUAUAAAAUACGAUAAAAUUAUUAUAUUAAAUAACCAACAACAUCCAUAUAAACAGCCGAGCAAAAGAAUCCUAUCAGAAUCUCCGGAGACUAGUCAACCUACCAACGAAAAUAGUCAACAAACUAACAAACAACCACCUAAGAAGAAUAAGGGAAACAUGAAUAAUUACAUUAUUCAUAAGCCCAAAUUAACCGUCGCCCAGACAGGAUCAGCACAACGCCAAAUGAUGACUCCUAAACGAAACAAUGAAUAGCAAUCAAUAUUGGACCCUCUCCCAACCUCAAUUCUCCCAGUACGGCCGGUCACCGCGGGAGAGUAUGACCAAAACCCCCCAAAUAAAAAACGAAAUUUUUAAAGUGAAACUUUCAUUACAUCGUCUCAAACUUUUUGGUCUGUGUAGCGCAUGUCGCGUGACUAUUUUUAUUUUGUUAUAACUAUUUAUAUUUAGUUAAAUGUCUACAUAUAGUGUGAAAAAAAGUUUCACUUUUACCGUGGUUUCAUAAAACCACACAACAUUUUUUUUUAAACUAACUUUUAUAUUUGCAACCUUAAUGUAAGAUCAUUUAUCUUCUGAUCAAAAACUAACAGAGCUCAAAGCUUGGGGGAGGCUUUUACCCGUACGGGGUCCAUAUAGAAACCUAACGAGUACUUAACUUUACUAAAUUAUAUAAACUAGAUUAGUACCUAAAUUGUUCUACAAUGUACCUACUCAAACUGAUAUUGUAACUAAAAUUGUAUAUUUUUUAUGGAACAAAUAAAGCUUUAUUUAUUUU